AUGUCCUAUGCUUCGGCAGUUGAUAUUUCUCAGGUUUCCGAUCCGUCGUUUGACCAAAAAUGCCGUGUAAAUAUCUUUGCUCUGGACAUUGGAGGAUCACUUGCAAAAUUGGUGUAUAAACGCGUAUUUCGCUAUAGACGUUCUAUACCCCAACAACCCCGCAAAAGUGUCAGUGAGAAUGAAUUGCCUUUCGACUUUUACGAAUAUAAGGAACGUGAAGAUGAAGGACAAAAAUUGUGUUUUAUGAAAUUUGAGACCAGAAAUAUCGAAGACUGCCUUGAUUUUAUUAAUGUUAACAUUAUUCAGCAAGGUGCACUUCCCAAGGGGACAACUAACAAAAUUAAGGUCACUGGUGGGGGUGCUUUUCGUUACCGUGAUCUAAUUUGCUCCAAACUGGGGAUCGAACUGGAUAAGGAAGACGAAAUGGAAUGUCUUAUAAGGGGAUGUGUGUUUUUACUUAGAAAUAUUCCAGACGAAUUAUUUUAUUAUGACAAACAUGCCACUCCAGCACACGUCUUUGUUUCAAAUGGUUUAGUGAGUACAUUUCCUUUUCUUUUGGUCAAUGUCGGAUCUGGUGUUAGCAUCUUAAAAGUUGAAAGUCCCACUUCUUAUCAAAGAGUCGGUGGGACUUCUAUUGGUGGUGGAACAUUUUGGGGUCUAGGAACACUAUUGUCAGGAGGAAAGUUUACUUUUGACGAACUUCUGGAAAUGGCAGAUUCUGGGGAUCACCGUCAGGUUGAUAUGUUAGUACGUGACAUAUACGGAGGUGCAUAUGAGACUCUUGGACUCUCUGGAGAUGUGAUAGCAAGUUCAUUUGGUUUAGCAGCUCGUCAUCCUAAUCAACCCCGUGAAUUGGCUGACAUGGUGAAAUCUUUACUUAUUACAGUUAGCAAUAAUAUAGGUCAACUGGCUUGUCUAUACGCCAAACAGUAUAACCUUAAACGAAUUAUUUUCGGUGGGUAUUUCAUACGCGGACACGGGCUUACAAUGGAGGUCAUCACCUAUGCUGUUCGGUUUUGGUCAGGCGGAGAGUAUAAAGCUUUGUUUUUACGUCAUGAAGGGUAUCUAGGAGCAAUUGGUGCAUAUUUGAAAAGUUUUGAGGAUAAUAAUCCAUCUGAACGGAAAACAUUGUGGUCAGAGAAUUAUGUAGUAAGCUCUAGUAAUUCAUCCCUCUCUGAUAUUUCAUCCUGCACAAAAGCAAAUGAAAUCGAUCAGAGUAAAGAAACGGUUGUUUUAAAGAGCUCUUCAUGUGCUGUAGACAAUGUAGGUGUAGAAAAUGAAGUUGAGAAGUUUCCAGAAAAUGUAUCUUCUGAUGUUCUCGACGAAGUGGACAAUGUUACAACAUCUAUGAAAGAUGCAGCUAAACAUUCACCACUGAAACAUGAGAAAAUAAAACUACACAACUUUGAACUAGAUCGCGUAUUCACACACUCUUUGGAGAUGUUUCAUUUACUCGAAUCACCUGUUAAUUAUACACCUGAUACUUGGGACCUAACGCAUGACAAAGAAGCCAGGAUAUAUUGGUUAAACUGCUUUGAGAAUUGUAUAGAAUAUCAUAGAGCUAAAUCUGAAGAAAGUCAGUCUGAUAUGUUAUCAGAUGCUGGAGAUCGAUCAUUUCAAUUUGCAGAACGAUAUAAACGAUUCUUACGUGAAUUGAGAGCUAAUCCAAGUGGUCGUGGUUUAUUGACUGUACGUUGCCUUUUAUCUGCUCAGCAACACUUUUUACGAGAAUAUGGAUUUGGAGAUGUGUUUUGCUUACAAAAAAGAUGUGAAAACAGAGCAGCUCUUUCCGCCUUCACGGAUCGAUUAAAUAAACUGGCCAAAUUGGAUUGGCUUAAUCGUCAGUUGUCUCUAGUCCAAGGUUUAUUAGCUGGUAAUAUGUUCGACUGGGGUGCAGUUGAAGUUGUCCAGUUCCUCAAAGAUGCACCGCAGAAUAAAUUCGGUGCUGUUGACUUUCAAAUCACUCUGGAUAAAGUUCAGCGCCGACCUUGGUUAGUCGACGAUUAUGAUAAAUGGAUUAAUCGAAUCAGUGUACCUGGAUCCCCGUAUCGUUGUAUAUUAAUAUUCUGUGAUAACAGUGGUGCAGAUAUUAUACUUGGUGUAAUACCGUUCUGUAUGGAGUUUCUUAGUCGUGGAUGUAAAGUGAUAUUGGCGGCUAAUUCAAGUCCUGCUAUUAAUGAUAUAACUUAUCAAGAAUUAGAAUUACUUCUACACAUGAUAGCAGGUUUCGACCCGUUGAUUGCUGAUUCCCUUGCCAAUGGUAAACUUAUGUUAGCUGAAAAUGGUCAAACUUCGCCUUGUCUUGAUUUCCGUCUCAUUGCCAGCUCACUAGUUCAGUUGACAGAACGCGAGCAGGUUGACCUAAUUGUGAUCGAAGGUAUGGGACGAGCAAUUCAUUGUAAUCUGAAUGCGAAAUUCCUUGUCGAUACGCUGAAGAUAGCAGUGAUUAAAAAUUCAUGGCUAGCCAGAAGACUCGGUGGCGAGUUGUACAGUGUUAUAUUCAAAUUUGAAACAGCUUCACAUAAAUAG
Trichobilharzia regenti is the source of this 2529-nucleotide messenger RNA. NCBI's taxonomy places the organism in Eukaryota, Metazoa, Platyhelminthes, Trematoda, Strigeidida, Schistosomatidae. The record is from the annotation of a GenBank genome assembly.